Molecule: messenger RNA, 1091 nt
Organism: Tigriopus californicus
Lineage: Eukaryota; Metazoa; Arthropoda; Copepoda; Harpacticoida; Harpacticidae
Product: failed axon connections-like
Exons: 1
Coding region: 6-887 (293 amino acids)
Cellular component (GO): cytoplasm
Source: RefSeq, a predicted model, not a curated record
ACAAGAUGGGAGUCUCCUCAACUUUACGACAAAAAUGGAACGAGGCGGGAGAAAAUGUUCCCGUGAUCCACAUCUUACCACGUGGUUACACUUGUCCUAAUGCUUCUCCCUUUCCUCUGAAAUUGGAGACGUAUCUGCGGAUGAAGGACAUAAAAUAUGAAGUGGAUACGGAACAUCCCAUGGGUCCCAAAUCGAAAGUCCCUUGGAUGACUCUCAAUGGCAAGGAUAUAGCGGAUUCUCAAAUGGCCUUGGAAGCUUUGAUGAAGGCCAGGAAUGAAGAGAUCGAUGGUCAUCUCACCCCUCAGGAAAAGGCUAUUGCCAGAGCUUUCCUCGUUCUCAAUGAGGAUCACUUGUAUUGGGUGAUGGCCUCAGACCGAUUCCAACCGGAGAACAUGAAGUUCAUGAGCACAUUUUCACCUCCUAUGCCCGGAGUCCCGGGCUUCCUUCAAGGUGCAAUGACCAAGUUCAUUCAACGAGGGAUCAAGAAGCAGACUUACAACCAUGGGAUUGGACGUCACAGUUGGGAGGAGAUGAAACAAUUGGGCUUGGACGAUCUGCAGGCUCUUUCGGACCAACUCGGGAACAAACCGUUUUUCAUGGGAAUGGAGCCGUCUCUUCUUGAUGCUUCAAUCUUUGGCAUGCUGUGUCAAAUUUUGUAUUGUACCAAGGAGGAUAACUUUAUGCGAAUGAAGAUCAAGGAGGAGCUUGUGAAUUUGGAAGGGUUGGUAGAGAGGAUCAAGGAAAAAUAUUGGUCGGAUUGGGACGAGACCCUUGGUACAGUGGAGAAGGUCAAAGCAUCUGAGCCAGAGAAAGAAUCAAAAUCUAAACAGAAAGAAUCUGCUCCCAAAGAAGAAGCAGAGGAAGUUUCAGCAACAAACGAAAAAUGAAAUUUCAUGGCGUUUUCUAAGUGAUCCAAUUUUCACACAUCUUAAUUGCACAGUGUCCCACGAAUCUCUUGAAAGCUACGCAUUGUCUUUUCAGACCUGUAGGACCACUCCUUGCACCUUAAAAUGAUAUUGCUCAAGGAAAAAAAACUGAUACUGAGCCACUUACCCUUUGUAAUGUAUUGAAUCACACCAAAUAUAUACAAC